UCACAUCCCAAAACACCAACAUUUCUCCACAACAUAUGAUGAAACUCAGUUCCCCUUUUCUCCAAUUACUCACUGGCCUUAUCCUUUUAAUGGGUCUCUCCAAACCAGACCCUGACCCACUCCAAGAUUACUGCAUUGCAGAUACAAAGUUUCCUUCUUGCUUCAUCAAUGGAGCUCCCUGCAUAAACCCUAAUCUUGCAUCUUCUUCCCAUUUCACCACAUCAGUUCUGGGCAGGCCCGGGAACACCAAGGCCUAUCCUUUGGGGUUCAACGCUACAUUAACCAACACAGUCAACUUUCCGGGGAUCAACACCUUGGGCCUCGCCAUGGCUCGAAUAGACAUCGAGCCUGAUGGUCUGGUCCCACCCCACACCCACCCACGCACGGGCCUCAGAAAUGACCGUCUGCCUAGGGGUGAGCAUGGGUAGGUAUGGGUAAGGUAUUUGCCCUAUAUUUAACUUUGAAUAGUGACAUAAAUCAGAUUUUAAUAU
Rubroshorea leprosula is the source of this 491-nucleotide messenger RNA. Lineage: Eukaryota; Viridiplantae; Streptophyta; Magnoliopsida; Malvales; Dipterocarpaceae. The record is from the annotation of a GenBank genome assembly.